Messenger RNA from Sinocyclocheilus rhinocerous, 2582 nucleotides. Its product is annotated as zinc finger protein 236-like. Gene Ontology annotation, molecular function: RNA polymerase II transcription regulatory region sequence-specific DNA binding; DNA-binding transcription factor activity, RNA polymerase II-specific. The transcript has 8 exons. The record is from RefSeq and is a predicted model, not a curated record. Bases 502 to 2274 code for a protein of 590 amino acids. Gene Ontology annotation, cellular component: nucleus. Gene Ontology annotation, biological process: regulation of transcription by RNA polymerase II; embryo development. Lineage: Eukaryota; Metazoa; Chordata; Actinopteri; Cypriniformes; Cyprinidae.
UUUAUGAGAUGUAUGCAUCUUUCAAAGAAUGGCUUCAAUGGCUAAAAUCUCAGCAAAGGUCAGAUCAUUUAAAAAAUAAAUAAUUCCGGUAUCCAGUCAAAAAAAAUUGAAUCGAAAUGAUAUGGGUUUAUAAAUGAGAGACAAUUUUCAUUUGGGGUGAACCUUUAAAAAGCCACAAACAAACGGUUUAGCCGAAAUUAAUCCAACUAUAGGCUAACUGACAAAGUGGCCAAGACAAUAAUCAUAGUUUUAUUCAUUCAGUAAAUGUAUUGAACAGUGUCGACACUAGAUUGGUGUGCGCAGUAAAAGAGCCUUUAUGGUUUUUACGUCACUACUACUGACCGGAAGUGCUGAGCGAUGUCAAACCCGAGCGAAUGAUUGUUAUUCCCACGAUGUUUUGAAGACGUGUCUUUACAUUUCUGAAUUCUGUACCAUUUUCAUCCAGCUCCCAAAUCAUUGAACGUUUACUGAAACGUGCUGUAGGACGCUUAAACGUUAACCAUGUCCAAUCGCAUCGCUUUCCACACUCAGCUAGCUUCCAUUAUGGAGGUGCUGGCAAAUGCAGCGGUGGCUGAGAUAUGUAAACUCGUAGACGACGACUACGCGGUUAUAAAUUUACAGAUGACUCAAUGUCAGCGUGAAAACAAAGCGCUGAAGAGAAAACUUCACAUACUGGAGCUUAAGAUGGCACGAGGAUUCGCAGAGAGGAGGAUUAGUUCACUGAAUCGCGCUAACCGGGUUCAAGUGAGCGCCGCUUUGUCAGACAAAUACAGGAACCAAACUAACGACGUCCUGUAUGGAGCUCAGUUUAACUCGGGUCUGUGGAGAGGUGGAGGGACAGACUCGACUGCUCAGCAAGCUGUAAAUGAAAGUAACAGUAUGACAGGAGAUGCAGUAUUAUCAGAAGCAGACACAGUGCUGAUAAAGGAUGAGAUGUUUGAGGAGGACCAAACACAGCAGAGACUGUUCAUCAGAGAUGGUGGAGUAAAAGAGACGCCAUCUCAGACUGGAGAGGCAGGUUUUGGUGAUGUUCAGAUGGUGAAAGAUGAUGAUCAGGUCUCUGGGAUGCAGCAGCCGACUUUGGAGCAGCAAGGACAGGUGGAAGUCGGAGAACCAGAAACAAUAGUGAUAAAGGAAGAUCUAAACGACCAGUGGGAAAGAAGCCAGGCACAAGUUGUAAUUGUACAAGAUGCAGAGUCUAAUACAGAAUUUUGUAGCGGAAGACUUUCUACCUCACCAGCCAAAAGCACAGAUGCACCUGGUACAGAGAAGCCCAUAGAGGUGGAAUUUUCCCAUUCGAGAGAAAAUGGACAGGAUAGGAGCCAGAGAACCAACAUUUCUUCAUCCACCGGACUGCAUAUACAGGGUACUGUUGAGUCCAGUCCAAGUAGGCCUCAACAGCACCAGUACCACAGGUUUGCUGGUCGACCUAGCAAGGGUCUAACAACAGGAGAAACUGCAGCUCUCACAGGCUCAGGGCACGUACACAAGGGAAUGGUGAAAAGCAGAACUUCACCCACGAACCAGACUCUGCUCAGCAGAGAAAAGACAGCCACUGAAAUGUCAGGAACAGACUGCUUGUUGUAUGACAGACCUGCAGAACCUAAAACCAGCUUUAUGCACUGGCCCACACAUCCAUCCUGCUCAUAUACAAAUUCGGACCAGGAUCAAGACUGUAUGCUGGUUCAGUCAGAGACUGUAUCAUCUAUUAGAAACUCCAAAGGUGGAUGGGAUGGAGCAUCAUCUACCCGAACACAUGCUGUAAACAAUGCAGGAGCAGCAGAGGGGCCUAUAAGAGAAGAGGAAAGGUGGAAUCAAGCCGACAUUUUGAGGCAAAGCCAAACUGAGGCAUCAGGGCAAAUCAGUAGUCCCGAAGUGAUUCAGACAGAGACUGCAAGUAGAACAAACCCUUCAUAUUUCACUGUGAUUCCCCAAAUGAUGUCCAACUUACCUCAGCCUGGGGCUUCUCAUGCCAGGCUGCAACUACCAAAGCACAUAGAGAAAGGUAGACGGAAAAGCUACGUUUGUAAGUAUUGUGGAAAGGCGUUCCCUGGGUUGUCCAAUGUUGUGGCCCACCAGCGAGUGCAUACAGGGGAGAGGCCCUUUAGGUGUGAUACGUGUGGGAAGCUUUUCACAGAGGCAGGCAACCUCAAGAAACACCAAAGAGUUCACACAGGAGAGAAACCCUUCAUCUGUCCCCGCUGUGGGAAACGAUUCGCCUGGAUCUGCAACCUCAAGACCCAUCAGCAGUCGGCCUCCUGUGGAGGAGUCUGAUAUAACAUAUCUGAUGACAAUGCAGGGCUUCCAACUCCUGCCUCUUAUGAACCCAGCAGUCUUCUGAAUGUCAAAGGAAUCAUUAUAAUAUUCAUGGAAUAAUUUACACAAGAAAGAAAAGGGGCAUAAGAAAUAAAAAUAGAAACAUUAAUAGGAAGAUUAAGGUCGGUAGAUUAGCAUCGGUUAAAGCAAUUUGUCUUCGGUGUGUUUUAAUGUUGACUGUCCGUGAAUUGUAAUAUUAAAAGUGAGCAGCAGGUGGUGCACGAGAACAAAUAAAUGGAGCGUCCAUCGGCGUUUCCUUUUGUAUU